CCUAUGACCGGAAGUAUACAAAACAAGGAAGCGCUUUGUUUUUAUUUUAUAGCCAGCUGUCAGAUGCACCUUUAGGCUGCAGAAGUCGUUUUAAAUCUGCUAUUCAAACAGCCAGGGGUCGACGCAAACAUCCACCGUGGGAGCUUAGCUUUUUCGUCUUGAUUUUCACCAUGGUGGAGCCCACAGCAUCCGGCGUGUUCUGUAACAGGAUGCUGAGCAUGGUCAACUCUGAAGAUGUGAACGCCAUCAUCCAGGCUCAGAGACACAUGCUUGAUCGCUUUGAGAAAACCAAUGAAAUGUUGAUCAACUUUAACGGGCUGUCUAACGUGCGGCUGCAGCAGAUGAACGAACGCUUCCUACUCCACACUCGCACCCUCGUGGAGAUGAAGAAAGAUCUAGACAGCGUCUUCAGGAGGAUCAGGACACUAAAAGGGAAGAUUGCUAAGCAGUACCCAGAAGCUUUCAGCAAUAUUCAUGAGCCACCCAUCCUGGAGGACGACGAUGAUGAGUUUGACCCAGUUCUCCCUGGUGCUCCCACAACAAUUACAACAGCCACCUCGGAGCAGAGCACAGAGUCCUGUGACACAAGUCCAGAUGUGAUCUCACCCACUGUGAGCAGAUGCUCUGAAGAUCUGUCUCAAGAGCUGCCUGACACGCCCACCUCCGAUUUCCUAGAGACAGCCGUCCUACAGGACGAGGGUCCGGACUCUGUACCUGCAGAAUAGUUUUUUAUAUAUAGAGAUUAAUUAAUUCAUUUUUUAGUCAUAAUCUGUCUGUUGGGAAGAGUGUCACCACCUAAAUAGAUGUUAGAUGUGGCUAUGAACUGUCUGAGGAUGCUGAAUUUUUGUUGGCACGCUUUUUUGUCCUAUGCCUGCACAGCACUAAAAUAAUGCAGAUAAUACUUGAAGUUGUAAAGUAACUCACUUUGGAUGUAUAUCUAUAGUACUGACAGUAAUCCUUAGCUAAAUCCCUUACUCAUUAUGUAAUUAUCAUACCUGCAUACUAGCAAACAGCGACUAGUUUGCAGGUUUGAAUUAUAAAUAUAUUUCAUUUUGUUGUUGUUUGAAGCGAUGCGCGUAGGGAUGCACCAAUCCAAUACUGAUAUCGGGCCGAUACUGACUCAAAUAGUUCGAUGAGGUAUCGGUGACAGUGAGAGCCGAUCUAUUCAAUUAAAUUCUAUAUUUAUAUACUAUAUACAUUAUAUACUGAAAUUGUACUUCCUGUUUAAGUUUAGACCAAUUUGUUGCUGAUUUGUUGUAAAAGGUUUACACUUGAAUUGUAAUUAGCCCAGGUCUUGGUAUCAGGACUGAAAAAGUUGGAUCAGUGCAUCCCUAAUGCGCACCUGACUGAAGGAAGAAAUCUCUCAUGAUUUAGGUUACUUAAAAGACAAAAGUUAAUGAUGUUCUCAACCUGAAAAAUACUUAGAGUUACUACUGUUGUCAUACUAUUACAAUAGUAUUGUUUUGCAGAAUUGCUAUUCUAUGGGCCCCUGUUAAAACCAGGAAAUAUGUUUGUUACUGCAUUCGUGAAUGUUUUCAGCAGCAUUUAAGCCAAUGCUUUACCGAUCCUUGCCAAGAAAUUCUCUCUUUGAUUGCCGCCUGCAUUGCAGAGAAGUCAGGGACAGGUUUAGUUGUUAGUGAUUCAGCAAACUUUUAGAGGACACAUGAGUAGGGCACAGGCUCUUUGAUACGAGAGCUGGAAACCAGGUUGAGUGAGUAGGAUCCAACCACUCCUUGCUCUCUGCAGUUUUCGUGUAAAAGGGAAGUCCAGAUUAAAAUGUACUUUAUUUGUUAUUUAUGUCAUAUUUUUACAUCUGUUUUUGUUUGCUGGUUUGAAACAUCUCCUAUAGUGAUCAAAUGUUGAAGCUGCUCCAUAAUUAUAAUAAUUGUAUAGACUCUACUGUCUCUACUGAAUAAUAUACAUUCAUUUAUACAGUCACCUUCAAGUUAAAGUUAAUGUCAUACUUA
This is a messenger RNA of Perca fluviatilis (European perch), 1967 nucleotides long. It is a transcript of the gene kxd1, whose product is annotated as KxDL motif containing 1. Gene Ontology annotation, cellular component: BORC complex. NCBI's taxonomy places the organism in Eukaryota, Metazoa, Chordata, Actinopteri, Perciformes, Percidae. Bases 171 to 725 code for a protein of 184 amino acids. Gene Ontology annotation, biological process: lysosome localization. The transcript is spliced from 5 exons. The record is from RefSeq and is a predicted model, not a curated record.